AUUGUUGCCUUGCGUUGUCUAACGAAGGAGGUUAUAGAUCAAACGUCUUUCCAGUAAAAGUCAUGAAGUGUUUGGAGUUUGUGUCAUAGACACUGGAAGUUGCGUCAGGAUCCGCCGCUUUUCGCGCUAUUUUUCGUGAAAAAGUGAAGUCUAUCCGACCCUAGCAAUGCAAAAAGCUUACGCAAUAUUUGAAUAACCAUCUUUAUGAAUGAAAAACAUCCGAGAUUCCUGUGUCCAGUGUUGCAUUUCUAAACCGUCCUGCACAUCGAUGCCGCUUUCAUUUCACAUCUUCUAUCGAAGCUCUCCACAGUCAGCUAUGGCCGGUGUCCGCGCAGCGAUGGUGGUGGUGGUGGCCAUGGCGGCACUCGCCGCCGGCUCUGGCAUCCCGCCGCCGCCUCCGCCGCAGUACAACGGCGUCUGUCCGGUGCCCGACGGCCCCACCACCUGCGACGUCCUGUGCUACAGCGACAAGGACUGCUCGUACGGCCAGCAGUGCUGCCAGUUCGGCUGCAGCCGCCGCUGCCUGCCCGUCUGCCAGUACCCGUGCGGGCCCAACCAGCAGUGUCGCCUGGUCGGCAACCAGGCGCAGUGCGUCACCAUCGACCCGUGCGCCAACCACCCGUGCCCCUACGGCAAGAAGUGUAUCAUCGGCUACGGCGGCCGUCCGCGCUGCGUCUGAGCACCGCGUCCGCACCGGCCCGGGCCGCGCGCGCGCCAACUCUGAUAUACCCGUCUGUGCCGUCUGUGCGCUCUGAGCUGUUCGGGAUAACGGCCCUUGUUUGUAAUUGUUUUAUGUUUUUUUCGGAAACGAGGGGUUUGAGCUAAAAAAACAAUUUCUCGAAAAUACAUGUUUAUUGGCUCUACUA
Messenger RNA from Amphibalanus amphitrite, 866 nucleotides. RefSeq names its product WAP four-disulfide core domain protein 18-like. The transcript has 3 exons. Bases 209 to 679 code for a protein of 156 amino acids. NCBI's taxonomy places the organism in Eukaryota, Metazoa, Arthropoda, Thecostraca, Balanomorpha, Balanidae. Gene Ontology annotation, molecular function: peptidase inhibitor activity. The record is from RefSeq and is a predicted model, not a curated record. Gene Ontology annotation, cellular component: extracellular region.